AAUUUGUGCGUCAAUACGAGUUCAUUUACAUAUCCAAACAUUUGCACCUGUCAAAAUAACGAAACGCGGAAAUUGACGCAAGAAGCUCGAAUUAAAAACAUGUUUUCAAAUAAUUUGUUUUCGAUUUCAGUCGUAAGGAAUUUUGUUUUGCUGUACGUGUCAUAAUGAUGACAAGUUUGCAACAUCUAAUUUUUGACUAUAAAUGAUACACCGAAUUCGUGGAAAUUUAGUUAUUGUUCAAGUGAUUCGACUUUAAACAUGUCUAAGCAAUUGAUGGUUUGUUUGGUUCUGGUUGCGGUUUUGGGAGACCAAUUCAUGCAAACUGAGGGUGGGCCUGUCACCAAAGUGAAGGGAGCCAUAACAAAAGUAAACAAAAAAGACGAAAGCGGCCGAAAAGCUCUUCAUAUCGCUGCUCUUCAUAUCGCUGCUGAGAAUGGUAAUUUGGCCGACGUUAAAAAGCUAAUUGAGAAAGGAGCAGAUGUUAAUGCAACAAAUGAUUUUGGGCGGACACCUCUUCAUUUAGCCGCAAUGAAAGGUCACAAGGUUAUCAUUGAUCAACUGCUCAAGGCAGGAGCCAAUCCCAAACAUAAAGACAGUUAUGGGAAGACAGCCUUUAAUAUAGCUUAUGAAAUUGGUAACGUGGAUGUCCUUAACACGUUCGACAGAAUUGGAGUUUAUGAAUGAUGAAAAUAAACAGACACUUCUUCAUUAAGCUGCUGAGCAAGGUGUAGCGGCAUAAUACAUACCGCUCGCGUCACACGAUAAACGCAAGCACUUAUUGUGCAUGCACUAAUCUAAAUUUUAAUUAGAAGCUAAUUUUAAAAUGGUCCAGCAAGUAAAAAAAUAUCAAAAU
This is a messenger RNA of Sitodiplosis mosellana (orange wheat blossom midge), 853 nucleotides long. RefSeq names its product 26S proteasome non-ATPase regulatory subunit 10-like. Gene Ontology annotation, molecular function: protein binding. NCBI's taxonomy places the organism in Eukaryota, Metazoa, Arthropoda, Insecta, Diptera, Cecidomyiidae. The transcript has 7 exons. Bases 259 to 684 code for a protein of 141 amino acids. The record is from RefSeq and is a predicted model, not a curated record.